ACUUUGUAUUAUAUAUCAUAUAUUUUAUUUUAUUCACAUAUUUUUUCAAACAUAUUUAUAAUGAUUGUCAUCUACUUAGAAUCAAGUCUCCAUAAACCAAUGUAUAUAUUUUUGUUUAACCUUAUAUGCUGUGGACUGCUUGGAAGCAGUGCAGUUUGGCCAAAGGUGCUUUCAAAUCUCCUAACUGGUUUGCACACUAGUUCAUAUGAGGGGUGUCUUCUCCAAGUCUAUUUGCUUAGUAUUUAUGCUGCUUGCACUUACUCUACUUUAUCAAUAAUGGCCUAUGAUAGGUAUAUAUCCAUUUGUAAGCCAUUACAGUACCAUAAUAUCAUGAAUCCUAGUAAAAUAAAAAUUUGGCUAAUGUUAAGCAACUUAAUUCCUGUUUUCUCAAUAGCUGGUCAAAUAUAUUUGACGUCAAGGAUUCCUUUAUGCAGACAUUCUCUUAAUAAACUAUUUUGUGAUAACCUUUCUGUCAUUAACAUAUCAUGUGGAACAAGUAGCAUCAGCCUUUUAAGCAAUGUGUAUGGUUUACUUAUAAUAGUUUGUUUAUCUGUCCUCCCUACAUUUCUGAUUUUAGUGUCUUAUGCGAAAAUACUUUCUGUUAGUUUAAAGGUGUCAAAAAAUAGUCAAAGCAAGGCACUUGGAACAUGCAUUCCUCAUUUGAUAAUAUUCAUAAACUAUUCCAUUGCUACAAUUUUUUCUGUUAUAUAUAACAGACUAACUGUGUUUAUGCCUAACGAGAUGAAUGUCUUUAUAUCAGUCCAAAUAACACUGUUGCCACCACUUUUGCAUCCAGUAAUAUAUGGUGUUAGAACCAAAGAGAUAAGAAAAUUCGUUGCCCCCAUUCAAUGGGACAUUAUGACCCUGCUUCAGCAGUACAGAGAACAAAACAAAACCCCAGCAACCUGUCCUGCCGACAAAAUCUUCGUCCCUGAACAUCUCCGAGAUCAAGUCAUCAGCCAAGUUCACUUCCAAUCCUUCAUCUGGACACCCAGCCCGCUGCUGGUCCCAGAGACGAGGGAGAGGGGAGGUCCCGUGAACAGGCCCCUCAACCCAUCACCAUUGACGCCGGGGAAGAAUACUGCAGUACCUGGUCGACUGGGAGGGGUACGUUCCAGAGGAACUCUGAGGAUAUUCUAG
Messenger RNA from Carassius auratus (goldfish), 1140 nucleotides. RefSeq names its product olfactory receptor 4L1-like. Gene Ontology annotation, molecular function: odorant binding; G protein-coupled receptor activity; olfactory receptor activity. Gene Ontology annotation, biological process: detection of chemical stimulus involved in sensory perception of smell; G protein-coupled receptor signaling pathway. Gene Ontology annotation, cellular component: membrane. The annotation marks the transcript as partial. The record is from RefSeq and is a predicted model, not a curated record. The transcript is spliced from 4 exons. Lineage: Eukaryota; Metazoa; Chordata; Actinopteri; Cypriniformes; Cyprinidae.